Molecule: messenger RNA, 3742 nt
Organism: Magallana angulata
Lineage: Eukaryota; Metazoa; Mollusca; Bivalvia; Ostreida; Ostreidae
Exons: 15
Coding region: 76-2991 (971 amino acids)
Source: RefSeq, a predicted model, not a curated record
CCCGGGUAGACCAAGUGUGCGUAGGUAUGAUACAAUCUCUCAUGUAAACUAUUGGAUCAAGUUGAACUGAAAGUCAUGGACCUGUUGGGAAAAUGGUAUAUUAUUUGGACCUUCUUUAUAACAUGUUGUAUUCCCGUAUCCCGUUCAGAGCCUUUUAUCAGUAGUUGGAUGUCCAUUAGAUCUCAGACGGCUGGUCCUUUUGUCGUUCACCAUUACUUGGGAGAGUACCCCGCUAAAGUUGAUGUACAGCUGAACGUGACAAAAGAUGGGGAGGAGUACAUAUUUUCCGGGAUCGGCACGGCACAGCGAGACGACGACCGGGACAAGAUGUAUGGCGGAGUGGUGUAUAGGUACAAUGAUCAGCACGUGAAGUUAUAUGUUCCAAAAUCAACGGGCAUCAGUUCAUAUACAGCCAAAGGCAGACUGGUUUAUACAGGCGGAAGUGCAUACACUGGACCCUUUGCGUCCAGUUUCCAAACUGGAUUCGUUAGAAUCAGAGCCUGGAGAUUAUGUGAUUUUCCCCGCGCCAAUUUUUCCUCAGAUGGAGUUUAUGACAUCAGUAGUAAGGAGGCUGCAUCAAGUUUUGUAAGAAUUCCUCAUAGCAUUGGAGAUAGGCCCACGUUUGUGGUCGUACAGGUCAUGACUUCUGAUGGGUAUAUAUUCGAAGCAGAAGGCGCUGUAUUUGUUCCAAUUAUAACCUAUUACGGCAGUUCUACAAUGUUUUCGCGGCUUUGUGGGACAGUUUAUAGCGUCAACAACCUUGAAUUUAGACUCUGGGCACCAUUUAACACUGGUGGGUCUGCUGUCAGUGUAUUUUGCGUGGUAGACGGAUGGGGAUCAGAGCAACUAAAAUUCAAUUCCGGAACGGUGUAUAUUAAUGCCUGGGUUCUUGAAGCAGAUCAUGUCGUGUUCAAUCACCAGCAAACGUACGGAAAAAACAUCGCCUCCCCGAACACCGUCAAUCUCGGAAACGACUACAACAUUGAUGAACAUAUAACCUUUGUUCAGGUCAAAUCGAUCAAUGACAGUUUUAUGUUCCCUGCGGCCGGUAGUGCAAUGUCUGACGGGUCGUUCGGAAGCUUUGGUGGUGUUGUGUACGGCUUUACAGAGAAUAAGGUUCUGUUAUGGAGACCGGCUGAUAACCAGGCCAGUGGUCAUGUAAUUUACAUUGGAGGAAAUUGGGGGAACGGUGUAUAUUCGACAAAACAAGAUGUUGGCUACCUUAAAGUUUCAAUACUGUACUUCCCAUCAACAGAUUCAUGUGGUAAAUCGUGCGUAAAUGGAUCUUAUUACCGAUGUGAUUGCACGUCUGGUGUUGCACAAAUACCAAUUAUGGCAGCGGCGAGUCAAUCUCAAAUACAAUAUGUAUCGGGAAAUGCGUUGCCUUCAGUGAUGUGCAAUAUGUCAACGUUUUCAACAUUAGUCAAUCUGAAAACCGUUCAAUAUCAUAUCUACGGUUUGGAGUUUAGAGCAAUCGUGGCGGAACAGCAUCUCAAUAUAACACAUUUCUCUGUGAUAUCAACAGGGAAAAAUAUAAAAUGUCUUCAUAUGGACAUGCCACAUAACGCUUCAAAUUACGUAAAUGUAAACUUCUUUAUUUCGAAUUUUGGGAUCCCUAGCAAACAAACUGCUCUAUCCGCUGAUGAUGAAAUGAUUAUUCGGGUUGAUUAUCAGCCACAGGUGCUUGCCCAACCGUUCGACGUAUUUCAUGUAACUAACGGAGUGAAUCCCAUCGUUCAGUUGGUGUCAACAACAGUGUUUCUGGGAAAUUCUAGUAAUGAGUCAAACCUUUCAACUAACUAUACAAUAUCUAUAACAAAUGCCUGCUCUGAGGAUUGCAUUGGACCUGGAGAUAACUUGGAAUUUAUGAUAGAUGUAUCAACUGAAUUUGACCAGUGCUAUGCUCCUUUUGAAUUGGAGUUUCCGUUUUCUGCAAACACUUCAUCUCUACUUACAGUUUGUUCAUAUGAAAUCGUGAAAAUUGGAUCAAAUUUCCCAUGUUUGGUUUUUGAUGAAGUUUUCACAAAUGAGAAUAGGUCCAUAGAUGGAAGCAUUGAAAACGUAAUAAUUCGAUUUCCACGAUUCUGCAACCUAAAAGUUUCAAAUGACAUAACAGAAAACGUGAUUUCAAUUAGAGUUCGAGUUUCUUUGAAAGAACAAGACAAAUCCAUUACUACUUGGGGAGGCCCUACGGAAUUGUGCGUACAGACACGUGCACACGGCAGCUACUCUCAAAAAUGGCCUUGUUACAACCUAUCGUUACGCCAAAUAACGUCAUUCUCCGAUUUGACUGUCGUUGACGGUAUAACAGUUCCUAUAACGCAGUCGUUUCUUCCUGUGAACCGCAGCCUGCUGGUCAGUGUAGACGGCUCAAACUUCGAAAUUAAAGAAAUUGAAUUGUCUCUUGUUUCAAUUGGAGUGACGAUGACAGAAUACGGCAUUUCCAAUCCUUUGUUAGCUACAGAUGUUGUUCUCUCUCGUCCCAAUGCAUGCAUGAAUGUCAGUUGUUGUGUACAAAAUCAAUUCAGAUCCAGCCCAGUAACAGAUUACUUGAAAUUUUAUAACGAUCCCAUGGAAAAUUUGAUAAAGAACGUAAGUCUGUUUCUGGAUAAAAGCAACACAUCCUGUAUGACGUUGCCUAGUAACGGUGACACUCCUCCUGUUUUUCUGCUGAAAAUGAAUGCAUCCGUCCUGUUGGGUGUGUCUGGGUCCCAAUUUACAAUUCUCCUUCACGGCGAAGACCUCCUCUGUGAACGUCAUGGUGGACAAUCUUCAAUUCAGGUGUCCGUACCGGUCUCGGAUUCACAAGAUGUGUCAUUAGCCAGCCUAAAGUUCUGUUCGUCUGAAGAAACAACUAACUUUUCACACGACAACGUCACUUCCUGUCAGUUUAAAUGUUCGUGUGAUAUAACGCACGUGUGUAGUGAGGUUGUCAUUUUUAUUGCAACAGAUAAGCAAUGGAAAUUGUGCGAAAUAAGUGCUUUACCUUGAACUAAAAGUUUAAUAAAAUGCAUGAAAGGUUUUUGAAAUUAUGGAGGUUUUUUUUCAACUAAACCUAAAGGGGAAAAACAUUGUUGGGUUGAACAAUUUUGGUCACGAUUUUACUUGUAACUAACAACUUUAAACUUUGAUUUUUUUUUUUCAUUGUUGACAACGCUUCACUGAGGCACAAUGGUAUUUUAUUUGAUUUGUCAUGUUUUUGUAAUUAGGUUAGUGACAUACUUGUGUACUGGUAAAGUAUUCUUUUGAAGCAAAACCAUAUUAUAUGAUAUUAGAUCAUAAGGAAUACAUUAAGAAGGCUUAAAGUGUUGGUCAUAUCCAAUUUAGUUUUCUUUUCAACAAUUUAAUUGAAAACUAAAUAUUACAUGAGCUUUGUUUAGUCGAGUUCAGUAUCUCGCCUAUUACUCGACAAUUUUAGUGGACAUAAGAAAUAUUUUAGCUAUAGAUUAAGAAAAUAAAAUCAAAUUUUCAACUCAAAUCGUGACAAAUUAAUUUUCAAAAGAAUUAAAACGGCAUUUUUUAUUAACAACCAAAGUUAUAUUAUAACACUCUGUAUCAAUUUUUUUCAUACAUACUUCAAUCAAUUAUGUAAAUAUUAGUUAGCUUUAACGCGUGUCGCACGACCAUGGACGACGACAAACGAAAACUAAUUUAAAUAGGUAACCUGAAUGACUCAGGCGAUCUUAACAAAAAUAAUUAUUCGUAUAUAUUUUUAGGAGAUUUUAGGGAACAAAUCGAAAGU